Messenger RNA from Varanus komodoensis (Komodo dragon), 1847 nucleotides. RefSeq names its product phosphatidylinositol specific phospholipase C X domain containing 1 (gene PLCXD1). Gene Ontology annotation, molecular function: phosphoric diester hydrolase activity. Bases 282 to 1277 code for a protein of 331 amino acids. NCBI's taxonomy places the organism in Eukaryota, Metazoa, Chordata, Lepidosauria, Squamata, Varanidae. The transcript is spliced from 7 exons. Gene Ontology annotation, biological process: lipid metabolic process. The record is from RefSeq and is a predicted model, not a curated record.
CCGCAGCAGCACGCUGGCUGCAACACCGCAAGUCGGAGUAACUCGUGACUGUUAAUAAGACGAGCUGAUUUGCACGGGAAAAAGUUGCAUCGGUUCCUGGAAUAAGAUGUUUGUGCUUCCUUGACCGGUAGCUUCGCUCCUCCUAAAUAGCUGACAGUUCUUUCUCUUUCUGCUUCCCCCUUUUUACUGUUCCCGUUUCGGGGAAGAGCAAGAGGAUGCUGUGAGUUCUCUCUCUGCCUGACUGGCUGUUGACACUCAGAAGCAAAUCCUAGCUGUGUUCGAUGAGGUUUCCUUCCAGAGAACAACCUGCAAGGGGAAAAAUGAAGGAACACCUCAAAAAGAAAUCAAUUGACCUGCUGUGUGAAGGCGAUCAGUGGAUGUCUCAUUUACCAGAAUGUCUCUGGAGUGUCCCACUCUCAAAUCUAUCUCUUCCAGGGAGCCAUGAUGCAAUGACUUACUGCUUGGAUAAGGAAUCAAGAGUAAGCAUAAAUGAAUCCAAGUUGUUACAGUUUAUGGACAAACAUUUCCAUUCCGUAGUGCACCCAAUCAUUUUGAAUUGGUCCAUAACACAGGUGCUGACCGUGUUGGAACAACUGGAUGCUGGGAUUAGGUAUUUUGACUUCAGGAUUGCUCACAAGCCUGAUGAUCCUUCAAUGAACUUGUACUUUGUUCAUAUGCUGUAUACAACCAUUGAUGUGGAGGCUGUCCUGUGGGAUAUUUUACGAUGGCUGAAAAACCAUCCCUGGGAAGUUGUCAUUCUAGCAUUCAGGAAUUUUGAUGGAUUGGAUGAAGACCAUCAUCGUCAUUUGGUCUCCUGUGUAAAGAAGAUCUUUGGUUCCAGACUGUGUCCUAGAAAUGUUGUCCCGACCCUGCGGAAUAUGUGGUCCUGUGAUUAUCAAGUUAUUGUGUCAUAUGAAGAAAUUUCACAAGUGGUGCAACAUUCUGAGUUGUGGCCUGCAGUUCCAUAUUGGUGGGGAGAUAAGACCACAGCACAAAAACUUAUUAAGUAUUUGGAGCGGAGGAAACAAAAUGGACGCCCAGCGGGAUUAUUUGUUGCAGGAAUCAACCUUACUGGAGAAUUAGGGUAUAUUCUGGCACAUCUAAAUGGAUCUCUUAAGCAAAUGACCCUUAAAGCUCUUCCAUUCCUAAAUCUGUGGAUAAAGAAACAGCAUCCUGGAUCGAAGAAAGAUUGUAUUAACAUCAUCGCUGGUGACUUCAUAGAAAAAAGUGACUUUGUGCGGAAUGUGAUAGGUCUUAACAGAAAACUUUUAAAAUAGCUUUACCACUUGGCUGCUUUCAGUUUGAAAAAGAGGCAGCUGAUGGGGGCUCUCAAGUGAUAAGCUACCCACCUCACAGGAAUGUUAUGCAGAACUCAGGUGUAGCUGACUAAGGCUCUGUUUAAGAACCUUUACUUUCUCUGGAAGCCUAUACAAUGUUUAAAAAAAACCAGGAAUUUCAUCCAUCAUUGUCAUAUUUUUAUAUUUUCAUGUCCUGCUCCAAUAGGGUGCUUGCUUGAGUGUGUGAUCCGUCUGUGCAUAUCUGCCAAAUCUGGGUUGCUAGUGAUCACCUAAUUGAAGGGAAGAUUUGUUCUGUGUAGUCACACAUGGUAGUUCUUGAUGUAGUCAGCCACUGACAAAUGCCACAUUCAGAAGGAUGAUUUAUAAAGACUCGUGUUCCAGAAGAAUUAGGGACAAAAAACAACACAGGAACUGUCACCUAAAGACUGGGGUUUUUGCCCAGCAUGACUGACUAUGUUUCAAUGGUUUUUGCAGUUAGCAAUUGAUAUCAUUCUAUGCCAGAAAUUGAUCCAAAUAAAAAAUGGAAUGUAAGAAUAAUUGGAUGUUGUG